This is a messenger RNA of Panicum virgatum (switchgrass), 1250 nucleotides long. Its product is annotated as programmed cell death protein 7-like. The record is from RefSeq and is a predicted model, not a curated record. NCBI's taxonomy places the organism in Eukaryota, Viridiplantae, Streptophyta, Magnoliopsida, Poales, Poaceae. Bases 1 to 813 code for a protein of 270 amino acids. The transcript is spliced from 4 exons.
AUGUCUGAAGCCAUCCAGCAACGGCGUUGCCGGAUCGACUCCCAGCCGCGACUGAAUGGGCGGAUCCGGCGACGGUCGGGUAGGGGAUUUCUUGUCCCUCGGCGACAACAACCCGGCGACGGCGGCUUCUCCGCGGCGGCGUCAACCGCCGGGGACGCAGCUGGCGGGCGCCAUGAGGAUGAGCUGCGCCAGAGCAAUGUCCCUCCGCCUCCGCCGGAGGGUCCGUUCGGCGGACCCCAUGCGGCGGUGCCGAGCUUCGGCAACCCCCCACCGUGGCCGGCGGCAUUCGGGCCCCAUCCUCCGCAUCCGGCGCCGUUCCCCGGCAACCAUCCCAACCUGGUGGGCUACGGUGGCUACUAUCCGCCGCCGGCAGCGUUCGGCACCAACCUUCCGCAGCUGUCCCCGUUCACCGGCGUCCAUCCGCAGCUCCAUCCGUUCGCUGGCCAGGAUCCGCGGUUCGCUUCAUUCGGCGGCACACCCCAUGCGGGCCAUCCGUUCAACGGCUUCUUGGUGAACGCGUCUUCAUCUGACGCGGCUCAAGGCGGUGAAGGGAGCGUCGCCCGUGGCCGUGGAUGCCGCUCCGGCCGUGUCCCUCCAUCGCCCGGUGCGGGGACCUCACGGACUCGGUCCGCAGCGCGCAACGCCAUCAACAUUGACGACGACGGCAGCGCAGGGCAUGCGGAGGACGACGACAACGACGAUGGCAGUGACGACGGGACCGACAAUGAAUCCUCGGGGUUACUGUCAAACCUCUCGGGCGUUACAACGCGCCCAAGCAUGUAUGGGACAAGGUCAAGGAGUUUCCCAGAUUGAUGAGGAGCAUUCCACCUUGGAAGGACAAACUGUUUGAAAUAUUCAAAUAAUGUAUCAUUGACUGGGAAAAUAUGUUAGCCACAGCCGCUUCUGAACCCUCGGAGGUUGAUCCAAUAAGUCCAACUACAACUGCAGGAGGCCGGAAGCGGUCCAGCAGUGCGGCAACCCAGUCUACCGCUACAAGUCCAUCAAAGAAGGCAAGAUCUGGCAAGGCAACCCAGUCAACAGCAGAAAGUCCAUCGAAGAAGUCAAUAUGGGUGAAGCCGGGUUCCACAAGGAAGGGCAAAAUGAAAGUGACAUCGCUUUUGCAGAAGCUCAUUGAUUUGGACAGCACAGAUCAAGGGCCUCAACAGAUUUUGGACAAAGCGGUUCAGAUUAAGAACCAGGAGGAGCAGGAGACCAAUGAGGCAAUCAAGACUUGCUUGGACUUGGCAGUU